Messenger RNA from Oncorhynchus gorbuscha (pink salmon), 3340 nucleotides. RefSeq names its product mitoferrin-1-like. Gene Ontology annotation, molecular function: ferrous iron transmembrane transporter activity. Gene Ontology annotation, biological process: iron import into the mitochondrion. The coding region runs from base 456 to 1445 and encodes 329 amino acids. NCBI's taxonomy places the organism in Eukaryota, Metazoa, Chordata, Actinopteri, Salmoniformes, Salmonidae. The record is from RefSeq and is a predicted model, not a curated record. The transcript has 4 exons. Gene Ontology annotation, cellular component: mitochondrial membrane.
UUCCGUAAAGUAAAAGUUUUAAUUGUCUAACGAAUUUUCAUUGGAAAGGUAGAUAAGCGUUUUAUUUAAAGCAAACACUUUUGCAUGAGAAACCCAGAAUCAUACUAAUUGCUACACGUACUUAAUUACAUCACUUUUGUUUUGAGACGACAUCGCCGAGUGUAAUUAACUUUCAGCCGAUGAAAAACAUGCCGACACGGGCCCCCGGGUGAGUUCAUUCGAACACCCUCAUUUUAGUAUGCCUAGCUGGGCUACUUUCAUUGGCUGUUGGUCCCGCCUCAUUUUCGGUUUUCUGGAUGUUCAUUGCUCAAACUAGACAGCCAUCGUGUUUACUGCCGACGUCAUUUAGGCGCUCGAACUCGGUAAUGAUGUUGUGGUUAUCCAUGCCUCUCAUUCGGUGCUUGUGUCUGAAGAUAUCCUUUUGACCAGUCUGCCUUGCAUGGAGUUGCGCGCUGAUGGCAACCGUGGAGAUGUCGGAGAUUAAAGGUAAAGAUGAGGAGCCUUUGGAAGGCGACGGCGAUUACGAAAGUUUACCACCUCAUGCCUCAUUGACAAUCCACAUGACAGCAGGAGCAGUGGCUGGAAUCCUGGAGCACACGGUGAUGUACCCCGUGGACUCUGUCAAGACCAGAAUGCAGAGUUUGCAGCCAGACCCGAAGGCUCAGUACAGCAGUGUAUACGAGGCUCUGAGAAGGAUCAUCCAAACGGAGGGCCUCCUCAGACCCUUGAGAGGCCUCAACAUCACCAUGCUGGGGGCUGGCCCUGCCCACGCCCUCUACUUUGCCUGCUACGAACGGGUCAAGUGCACACUCAGCGAAGUAAUUCAGAAUGGAGGCAACAGCCACAUAGCAAAUGGACUGGCAGGCUGUGUGGCCACUGUGCUGCAUGACGCAGUCAUGAACCCAGCUGAAGUGGUGAAACAGCGGAUGCAGAUGUACAACUCUCCCUACCGGAACCUGUUGGACUGUGUUCGGACUAUACGACAUACUGAGGGGCUCGCAGCCUUCUACCGCAGCUACAGCACACAGCUGGCCAUGAACAUUCCCUUCCAGGCUGUCCACUUUAUGACCUAUGAACUGUUGCAGGAGCGGCUCAACCCCCACAGACAGUACCACCCCGGCAGCCACAUACUGUCUGGGGCUGCGGCGGGAGCUGUGUCGGCAGCGAUAACCACCCCGCUGGAUGUGUGUAAGACCCUGCUCAACACACAGGAGAACGUAGCGCUCAGCUCCAUGCACAUCAGUGGUCAUCUCACAGGCAUGGCCAAUGCCUUCAGGACAGUGUAUCGCUUUGGCGGCAUGGCUGCCUUCUUCAAAGGGAUCCAGGCCCGUGUCAUAUACCAGAUGCCCUCCACUGCAAUUGCCUGGUCAGUCUAUGAGUUCUUUAAGUACUUCCUGACCAAGCAGCAGAUGGAGGGAGAGGCUGGGACAGCAGGCCCAGUCUGAGGAAGGGCUCGACCAUCCACCACACGUAUUCUGGAAGCUCCUGGCUCUCCAAUGGAAUCCAUGCCAAACGUCUCAUCGUGUUCAUAAUUUAUAUAUGUGUGCUGUUGUGUAAUAAUCUGUGUUUUCUCAAAGGGAAAUCACUGUAAUGGAGGAAGUUUGAAAGACUUGCUGCAGGGAGUAGUAGACUGUGGCACUCCUUACCCUUCUUACGUACUCAGCAAGCCCUUCCAUUGUACAGUGUCAUUCGUUAGAGGAGUGGAGGCUGUUACAUGAACAGGAAAUUAACAGAGAUGGCUUGUCUUUCCAUUAAUGCAGAGAAAAGGGCAUCUUCAUAUGGCAACAGGCCCUUUUCACAAAUCACCUGUUCACUACGUGCACAACACUCCCAACUUUGUCUAUCUCUAUCUAGUGAUUGUGUUUGGCUGCAUUCAUACAGUAUGUAUACUGAACAAAAAUAUAAAUGUAAUUUCAACGAUUUUACUGAGUUACAGUUCAUAUAAGGAAAUCAAUCAAUUGAAAGAAAUUCAUUAGGUCCAAAUCUAUGGAUUUCACAUGACUGGGCAGGGGUGCAGCCAUUGGUGUGCCUGUGAGGGCAUAGGCCCACUCAUUGGGGAACCAGGCCCAUCCAAUCAGAAUGAGUAUUUCCCAACAAAAGGGCUUUAUUACAGUCAGAAAUACCACUCCUCAUCGGUCCGGGUAACUGGUCUCAGACAAUGCUGCAGGUGAAGAAGCCAGAUGUGGAGGUCCUGGGCUGGCGUGGCUGCACCUGGUCUGCGUUUGUGAGGCCUGUUUGCAUACUGCCAAAUUCUCUAAAACGUCGUUGGAGGCGGCAUAUGUUAGAGACAUUUUAACAUGCAAAUCUCUGGCAACAGCCCUGGUGGACAUUUCUUCAGUCAGCAUGUCAAUUGCAUGCUCCAUCAACUUGAGACAUCUGUGGCAUUGUGUUGUAUGACCCUUUAUUGUCCCCAGCACAAUGUGCACCUGUUUUAAUGAUCGUGCCGAUUUAAUCAGCUUCUUGAUAUGCCACACCUGUCAGGUGGAUGGAUUAUUUUAGCAAAGGAGAAAUGUUCACGAACAGGGAUGGAAAGAUUUGUGCACAUUUGUGCUUUUUCGUGCAUAUGGGAGAAAAAAUGGGAUGUUUUAUUUCCGCUCAUGAAACAGAGGACCAGCACUUUACAUGUUGCGUUUAUAUUUUUGUUCAGUGUAGAUCUGAUAUGGGGAACUUUUAUUAUUUUUUAUUUUUUUAUUUUUUAUAAAUGUACUUUUCAGUGCUUGUAUUUUAUGGAUUCAGAAGAGACACGUGGCUUUUUGCUUGAUUUUCUUGUGUAUUUAUAAAGGACUGUUUGAAAACAUUCCUGAGUCUCGCUGCACAGUAAACACAGAACAAUUGCGCUUUCAAAGUGCCUCUUUAGUAAUGAAGUCCGCUACAAGCUAAGCUUUUUGUGUUGUUCAGGUCCUAAAUAGAUUGGACUGAUCAUAAUCAUUGUUUGCCAUUAAUAGGGCUUAUCAUUCUGUGGUUUGAAUCUCAAAUGGUCUUUUAAAUGUUAACUCUGGAAGCCAGAUUUGAUCAAUCAUAGCAUGAAACCACCCAUGUCAAAACCAGAUGUACUGAAAUAGUACCAUAUUGUUAUUUUUCCUUGGUCAGAAGGUUGGCAUCAUGCAAUGUGGCUGUAGUCUGAGCUGAACCUUUCAAGAUUAGGGAUAUUUUCUAUUCUGUGUUAGAAAUUGUCUCAACCCCCAAAUGUUGGAUAUUUUCACUUUAGAUUGGUCUUCAUUCAAACCUCCGUACUAGAGGUCGACCAAUUGUGAUUUUUAUCAGCGCCGAUACCGAUUAAUCGGACGAUUUUAUUUAUUUGUAAUCAUGACAAUUACAACAAUACUGAAUGCACACUUAU